Molecule: messenger RNA, 2237 nt
Organism: Magnolia sinica
Lineage: Eukaryota; Viridiplantae; Streptophyta; Magnoliopsida; Magnoliales; Magnoliaceae
Product: probable polygalacturonase
Exons: 6
Coding region: 590-1981 (463 amino acids)
Biological process (GO): carbohydrate metabolic process
Molecular function (GO): polygalacturonase activity
Source: RefSeq, a predicted model, not a curated record
UUCAGAGAAGGGAAGAGAGUUACAGCGCGGUUGGACGGACGGAUUUUCCAACUAAAAUCAUAUGAUUCUUGCAUGGGAUUCCAUGCACUUCCACCCCUGACUAGAAAGGCUCUGAAAAUCCCCUCGAAAGCACUGCAAAAACUCCCAAAAACAGCACCCAAUUUCUCCAUUCCUCUGCAGACCCAGUCCCACCAUAAUUUUUCAGUUAUUUUUUUUUCAUGGAGUUUUGAGCUCAAAACCCACCAAAUUUAUCUGGGUAUCAUUCAUUUUAGCAGAUUUUUUGGUAGGAGCUGAGGAAACAGUUGGUGUCCUUUGCUUGGGGGCCAGUACUGUUUUCUGGCGGGCAGCAAUGGUCACUGUCAUGAUUUUCUUUGGGUGUUGACUCUCAAAGGUGCAUCUAAUCAGACAUCCUCCUUUUCUGAGGAUGAUUUUGAUCAGCUCCUCACCACCCAGAGAUUGUCAUUGAGUUUUGUUGGGUUUUUCUUUUGAGGCUUGGUUUUUUGGUUGAAAGAGGGUUGGAGCUUUGCUUGUUUUCUUGGGUUGCAAAGUUCAAGAAGAACACAAUAAAAAAAAAGCAGAUCUUAGUCAGAUGAAGAGAUCUGUAACUCUGCUGGAAGUGCUUCUGGUACUUGCAUUUAUCAGUGAGGCUCCAUGGGCAAUCAGUGGCAGCUUAGGUUGCAAACCAUCAAGGUCAAGGGCUUUCCGACCCCACAGCGUCAGGAUAACUGAAUUCGGUGCGGUUGGAGAUGGGAUCACCCUCAACACGAACGCAUUUCAGAAUGCAAUAUUUUACCUUCGUUCAUUCGCCAAUAAGGGUGGUGCUCAGCUUUUCGUGCCGGCUGGAAAGUGGUUGACUGGGAGCUUCAACCUUAUCAGCCAUCUCACAUUGAUGUUGGAUAAGGAGGCGGUGAUUCUCGGAUCAAUGGACUCCGGAGAUUGGCCGGUUGUUGAUCCGUUGCCCUCAUACGGUCGUGGGAGGGAGCUACCUGGUAGAAGGCACCAAAGCCUCAUUUACGGGGACAAUCUAACUGAUGUCAUAAUAACAGGUGACAAUGGAACCAUUGACGGGCAAGGUAGUGUCUGGUGGGAUUCGUUUAGAAACCACACUCUGGACUUCACUCGACCGCAUCUUGUUGAGUUGAUGCACUCGAAGGGUGUCGUUAUCUCGAACUUGACUUUCUUGAACUCGCCAUUUUGGAACAUCCACCCUGUAUACUGCAGCCAAGUCCAUAUUCAUGAUGUUACGAUCCUUGCCCCCCUCAAUUCACCAAAUACGGAUGGGAUUGAUCCAGACUCGUCAGACGAUGUCUGCAUUGAGGACUGUUACAUUAGCACUGGCGACGAUGUGAUCGCCAUCAAAAGUGGGUGGGAUGAGUAUGGCAUUUCCUAUGGUCGUCCAAGCACAAACAUAUUCAUCCGUCGUGUCACUGGAGAGACUACAUCUAGCUCCGGAAUUGCACUUGGGAGCGAGAUGUCAGGCGGUAUAUCGGAAGUGCAUGUGGAGGGCAUCCAGCUUUUCAAUUCAAAAAAUGGUAUCAGGGUAAAAACAUCACCGGGGCGAGGCGGUUACAUUCGGAACGUUUACAUCUCGGAUGUGACCAUGACUGAUGUAGAGGUAGCCAUUAAAUUCACUGGUCAGUAUGGCCAGCACCCAGAUGACAAUUACGACCCAAAUGCUCUUCCUAUCAUAAAGAGGAUCACCUUCAAAGAUAUAACAGGAAAAAACAUCAGGUUUGCAGGCAAGCUACAGGGCAUAGAAGGGGAUAGUUUCCACAACAUAUGCUUAUCCAACAUCACCUUGGAUGUGAUAUCAGAUCCACCAUGGAACUGUUCAUACAUUCGAGGCUAUUCUAGAUUAGUCUCUCCCAAGUCCUGUGAGCCUCUUAGAAAGAGACUCCCCAAGGAUUCAUUGGCCUGUUACUCAUCUAGUCCUUUGCCAAGCAAACCGUCUGAAGGCAGACGCUUGGUUAGUACGAUGUGAAGUUCAAAUCGAUGCAUCCUUUGAUGCUAUGGUGAAGAUAAAACUUUGAUGAGAAUGCCUAUUUGUUGAUAUUGAUUGAUGCCACUUUUCGAAACCACUUUUAGUUUUCUCUGUGGGGAUUUUGUUGCCAACAAAAGCCUGAUUGGGUUCAUGAUGUUAGUGGUUUUGAGAUGCUUUUGUUUUUGUAAGAUGUGUGUAGCAAAAAAUAAUUGAGUGAAUUAUCAGAAUUGAAGAAUGCAUUUUGAGUUUCUGCUCA